AUGCGUUUUAUAAGGUUUCGCUGCGCUCCUGAAGACUGCAAAGCCGUGAUUGCGGUCACAAUUCGUACAUCUUCCUUUACGCUCUCUCUCUCAGCGCCAGAAGACCCGGCUAGUCCGUUUCAGCUAGUCAUUGGCCUGCGAAUCACCUCAAGCAUGCAGCCAGGCCGACCCAUCACUAUCUGUACGGGGAACUCCGUCUUUGAGCGGAGCCCGCCGCCGUCUGGGGGCCUCGACAUGCUUGCUCAAGGCGCUGUCGGCGGCGGCUUAAUCAACACUCAUAACAACAAGCGCAUCGGCCUUGGUCUUUUCCGGCUUCACCAUGGGGUAUACCCGAGCGACUCCUCACCAGACUUGAAAAUACGGGGAAAGGAGUUCAUCACUAUUCCCGGGGAUGGAAGCGAGUCCCGUGUAACACAUGAUCUACCGUUCAGCCGCAUGUUCAAGUACGCGGAGGGCAUAAAAAAGGAAGACUUGCAGCCUGGAGAGACCUACAAGGUGGGUAUAUAUCAUGGGUGUGUUGGCACGACCUGGUGGUGUUGGGGUGCUCUGGACGGUGAUCUAAAGGGGAAGAGGUUGUGUGCCUGGCAGGAGGGGUUCGAGUAUAACGACGUAGCCAGGCCGAGCGAUGAAGAAGUGGAGAGGGAGGGUUGGGUGCUCGGCAUGCAUCCGGCGCAACUAAAGUUUGAGGAUCAGACUGAGGGCGGAUAUGCGGAGCUCCGGAUUGUGGAGUAG
Coniosporium apollinis CBS 100218 is the source of this 732-nucleotide messenger RNA. RefSeq lists its product as uncharacterized. The transcript has a single exon. The coding region runs from base 1 to 732 and encodes 243 amino acids. Lineage: Eukaryota; Fungi; Ascomycota; Dothideomycetes. The record is from RefSeq and is a predicted model, not a curated record.